Messenger RNA from Paecilomyces variotii, 1437 nucleotides. Its product is annotated as Ca2+ regulator and membrane fusion protein Fig1-domain-containing protein. Gene Ontology annotation, biological process: conjugation with cellular fusion. Lineage: Eukaryota; Fungi; Ascomycota; Eurotiomycetes; Eurotiales; Thermoascaceae. Gene Ontology annotation, cellular component: membrane; mating projection tip. The transcript has 4 exons. The record is from RefSeq and is a predicted model, not a curated record. The coding region runs from base 133 to 945 and encodes 270 amino acids.
AACCGUGUGCUGUGCUGAGUGGGAGCGUGGUUGCUCGAUACUCCUUCUCGGAGACCCGAGAAGAGAGGUCAAGCCUAGGAUCGCGGGGAGGGAAGCCAUAGGCGCGUUGAUGGUGGAUAGGGAUUGUGCACCAUGGCUACUCUGAGAUUCACGACCGGUGUAAAAAGGUUUAUACCUCUGAUAGGUUAUCAUCAUGUGUUGAUGAUAUUCAUUGCACUUUCUAUUAUUCUUCUCUCUCUCUUGUUGGCAGGCUGUUCAUCGUCUUCUCCACAAAUACCAAGCAUCUUCCUGAUAUCGCUCUACUACGAGAAAUAUGAACCAAACUUUAACCCCGCUCAGGUAGACCCUGGUGUCACAACCGCGAUAGCAAACAUCGUCGGGGGAGCGGAGCUUGAAGUUCGGGUGGGCUAUUUUGGCAUCUGUAUCCAGCCUGAUGGAGGAUCAUGGAUUUGCAACAACAACGCCACAGCUCUAGCGGAAAUUGUCACGGUGGAUCAGGAUCCUUUGAACUUGAUCUGGGUUUCAUCCACAUUCAAAGACGCGGUUGUCUUCCCCUAUCUGAUAAUUGUUGCUAUCGUACUCGCCUUUUUCUGCUUUAUUCUGCUCGCGACAUUCCCAGGAUGGCAUGAAGAAACAGACGCCACUGGUUCGGAACGGGAAGUGAAACCGUUCCCUUCGCGUCCAGUAUCACAAGCCGCUCUGGCGCUGAUUUUCGUAUCUUCCGUAUUCGUUCUGGUAUCAGUGUUGUGGCAACACACGGCCUCAGUGGCCGCCAGUACGAUCGCACAAGACAUGGGCAACGGCAGCGUCAAGAGUGGCGUAGGCACCUCAGCAAUGGUGCUCGGUUGGUUCGGUUUCGGAUUCCUAGUAGUCGUCACAAUCGGACUGCUGGUCAUGAUUCUGAGCAUCAGCCUACUACGAGAAUUAACGGACGACGUGGAUUGAAACAUAUGAUGGACGGGAAACGAAAUUAAUGCUGAUCGACGACAUAAUCUGACUACUUAAGGGACGGGUAUUUGACUUGGGAACUUGUGAAUGGGUUUAUAUGGUCUGAUGGGAUUUACUAGAGACAGGGAGAGAAACCACGACGCUUCGACUACUACCUCUUACGCGUCGCGAACCUCUUCCCGCCUCGAAAUAUGAUUUGAUGGUUUAUGCAUCUUCUUAAUUUUCUAUUUCUUCUUCAUAUGGAGGUUACGUACUUUGGGAUCCACUCACAAAGGGAAUUUGGGGAACAUCUGUACAUUUUUUUUUACGAACGACUGAAAUAUGGGACUGGGUUCGAUCGAGACUUACAAAACUAACUCAUUUGAUCCCCUUUUGUGAUUUCACAUUGUACUACGUAGUAUAUUUUGUUUUUUCGGGAUCGCGUCAUUUCCUGGUGUAUUUUACGAAUAACACAAUGCAAUUACCAAAAAAGCAAGUAACUAGAUAGAU